Messenger RNA from Trichosurus vulpecula (common brushtail), 3592 nucleotides. RefSeq names its product Meis homeobox 2 (gene MEIS2). The transcript has 13 exons. Lineage: Eukaryota; Metazoa; Chordata; Mammalia; Diprotodontia; Phalangeridae. The record is from RefSeq and is a predicted model, not a curated record. Gene Ontology annotation, biological process: animal organ morphogenesis; eye development; positive regulation of transcription by RNA polymerase II. Gene Ontology annotation, molecular function: DNA-binding transcription activator activity, RNA polymerase II-specific; RNA polymerase II cis-regulatory region sequence-specific DNA binding. The coding region runs from base 927 to 2132 and encodes 401 amino acids.
UAUAAGCCAGGCAGCAGCCAACCUGCCAACACUUACUGACACUCACUCAUCUCACAGAGAGAAAGAGAGCGAGAGAGCGAGAGAGCGAGCGAUCGAGAGAGAAAGAGAGAGAGAGAGAGAGAGAGAGAGAGAGAGAGAGAGAGAGAGAGAGAGGAGAAUAUCUACCAGGAAAGAGAGAGAGGGGGAGGAAGUCCAGUUUUUGCAAACUAUUCAUUUUUUCUUUUUCUUUUUUUCCCCCUGCCUUCCCUGCACAGUACUCUAAAGAGAGAGGAUCAUAACAUAGGCAUCCGGGGGGGAAAAGGGAAUUUUUUUUAAACCACCAAAAAAGAGAAGCAGAAAUCCCUCGAGGAGUUUUACUGGAAGAAAAAAAAAACGGGUCUGAAAGAUUCCUCCUCUCCUCUUCAUCAUCAUCAACCAUCAUUCAUUCACUACCUUGACAUUCCCUGGCUUUGAUUGACAGCUGGAGUGGCAAAAAGCCAUGAGACACGACAGUUUGGUUACAUGUGGGCUGCUGACGGGCCGAUCGUAACCUUCAGAUCGGGGGCUUGACAAAUUUUUUUCGUCUUCUUUUUCUUUUUCUUUCUUUCUUUUUUUUUUUUGUUUUGUUGUUGCCAACAGAAGGGAAGAGGGGAGAAAAGGGGGAAAAGAAGAGAGGAGGAGGAGGGGGAGGAGGAGGAGGUGGAGGAGGAGGAGGAGGAAGAGCAGGAGGAGGAAGAAGAAGAGAAAAAAAGAAAAAGAAGAAAUAUCAAAGAAAAAAUCUCUUCGUUGUUUUGCCUGGGCUUAAUUUUUUUUUUAAUUGGAAAAUCAGGAGAAGUCUCCUUGGUUUGGGGGGAAAACCCAAGGAAUCUUCAACCUAAAUCACUUUCUUAACCGGACUGGGAUAUUAAAUAUACGACACAUCCAGGAGUUUAUUGGAGCGCAGACUGAUGGCGCAAAGGUACGAUGAGCUUCCCCAUUACGGCGGAAUGGACGGAGUAGGGGUGCCGGCUUCCAUGUACGGAGACCCUCACGCUCCACGGCCGAUCCCCCCGGUUCACCACCUGAACCACGGGCCGCCGCUCCACGCCACUCAGCACUACGGAGCCCACGCCCCGCACCCCAAUGUCAUGCCCGCCAGCAUGGGAUCCGCUGUCAAUGACGCCCUGAAGCGGGACAAGGACGCAAUUUAUGGGCACCCGUUGUUUCCUCUGUUAGCUCUGGUCUUUGAGAAGUGCGAGCUGGCGACCUGCACUCCCCGGGAACCCGGAGUGGCCGGCGGAGACGUCUGCUCCUCCGACUCCUUCAACGAGGACAUCGCAGUCUUCGCAAAACAGGUUCGUGCUGAAAAACCACUUUUUUCCUCGAAUCCAGAGUUGGACAAUUUGAUGAUACAAGCAAUUCAAGUACUAAGGUUUCACCUUUUGGAGUUAGAAAAGGUCCAUGAGCUGUGCGAUAACUUUUGCCACCGGUACAUUAGCUGUUUGAAAGGGAAAAUGCCCAUUGACUUAGUUAUUGAUGAGAGAGACGGCAGCUCCAAAUCUGACCAUGAAGAGCUCUCAGGAUCUUCCACAAAUCUAGCUGACCAUAACCCUUCAUCUUGGAGAGACCAUGAUGAUGCAACCUCAACACACUCAGCAGGCACCCCAGGGCCCUCCAGUGGGGGCCAUGCUUCCCAGAGUGGAGACAACAGCAGUGAGCAAGGGGAUGGUUUAGACAACAGUGUAGCUUCACCUGGUACAGGUGAUGAUGAUGACCCAGACAAGGACAAAAAACGUCAGAAGAAAAGGGGCAUCUUCCCUAAAGUAGCAACAAAUAUCAUGAGAGCAUGGCUCUUCCAGCAUCUCACACAUCCAUAUCCUUCAGAGGAGCAGAAGAAACAGUUAGCCCAGGACACAGGACUUACAAUUCUACAAGUAAACAACUGGUUUAUUAAUGCCAGAAGAAGAAUAGUACAGCCUAUGAUUGACCAGUCAAAUCGAGCAGGUUUUCUUCUUGAUCCUUCAGUGAGCCAAGGAGCAGCAUAUAGUCCAGAGGGUCAACCAAUGGGAAGCUUUGUGUUGGACGGUCAACAACACAUGGGAAUCCGGCCUGCAGGACCUAUGAGUGGAAUGGGCAUGAAUAUGGGCAUGGAUGGGCAAUGGCACUACAUGUAACCUUCAUCAUGUAAACCAAUCGCAAAGCAAGGGGGAAGUUUGCAAAGCAUGCCAGGGGACUACGUUUCUCAGGGUGGUCCUAUGGGUAUGAGUAUGGCACAGCCAAGUUACAAUCCUUCCCAGAUGACCCCACACCCUACUCAAUUAAGACAUGGACCCCCAAUGCAUUCAUAUUUGCCAAGCCACCCCCAUCACCCAGCCAUGAUGAUGCACGGAGGACCCCCUACCCACCCUGGAAUGACCAUGUCAGCACAGAGCCCCACAAUGUUAAAUUCUGUAGAUCCCAAUGUUGGUGGACAGGUUAUGGACAUUCAUGCCCAAUAGUAUAAGGGAACUCAAGGGAAAACAAACAAACACAGAAACUAUUUUAAGACUUUUGAACUUUGACCAGAUGUUGACACUUAAUAUGAAAUUCCAGACAGCUGUGAUUAUUUUUUACUUUUGUCAUUUUUCAUCACGCAACAGAGGACCAAUGCAACAAGAACACAAAAAUGUGAAAUCAUGGGCUCACUGAAACAAUUCUGUCCAUGUAAAGAUCCUCUGGAAAAAGACUCCGAGAGUUAUAACUACUGUAGUAUAAACCAUAGGAACUAAGUUAAACUUGUAUAUUUCUGUUGAUCACUCCGUUAUGUUGCCUCAAAUAGUUUUAGAAGAAAAAAAAAAAUAUAUCCUUGUUUUCCACACUAUGUGUGUUGUUCCCAAAAGAAUGACUGUCUUGGUUCAUCUGUGACUUCACUAUCCAGGAAAUAUUAUGGCAUAUAUUAAACCUUUUGGGCCAUUCAGGAAAGAGCUGCCCUGGAGAUGAACGAUGAAAGUUUUGCUGGACUUCAACUACUCAGUAUCCAGCUUCAAGAAUGUGUUUCCAUGCCCAGCUUUUGUUCCUUCAUAAAUGUGUCCUUUAGUUUCAAAACAGAUCUUUAUAGUUUGUGCUUCAUAAGCCAAUCCUUAUUAUUUUUUUUGGACUCUUCUUCAAAGAGCUUGCCGGUGAAGAUUUAAAGACAAAGCAGGAGCUUCUUCCAGUAGUUCUGAGCCUUGGCUUUGGACAAAACAAACUUAAGUUGGGCAGCUUUCCUCAACAACAAAAAAAGUUAUUAAUGGUCUUUGUACCAAACCUAGAACUUUAUCAUAAACUCAAAGCUUGGGGAAAAAAAGAGCAAGAGAAUACUGUAACAAACUUCGUACAGAGUUCGGUCUAUUAAUUGUUUCAUGUUAGAUAUUCUAUGUGUUUACCUCAAUUGAAAAAAAAAAAAGAAUGUUUUUGCUAGUAUCAGAUCUGCUGUGGAAUUGGUAUUGUAUGUCCAUGAAUUCUUUUUCUCAGCACGUGUUCCUCACUAGAAGAAAAUGCUGUUACCUUUAAGCUUUGUCAAAUUUACAUUAAAAUACUUGUAUGAGGACUGUGACGUUAUGUUUAAAAAAAGGUGUUAAGUCACAAAAUGCGGUAAUAAAUAUUUCAUUUUUGA